Molecule: messenger RNA, 2433 nt
Organism: Physella acuta
Lineage: Eukaryota; Metazoa; Mollusca; Gastropoda; Physidae
Product: sialate O-acetylesterase
Biological process (GO): carbohydrate metabolic process
Molecular function (GO): sialate O-acetylesterase activity
Source: RefSeq, a predicted model, not a curated record
AUUUAGUUCUCGCGAUUGCUUUGGAUAAAAUAAUGUAACGAUUAUCUCCCUAUUGUUACUUGUAUUUACUCUUAGUAACUCUUAUCUGUGAAAAGUGUUUGGACAAAUUCGGCUAGUUGUGUCUUUAGAAUGAAAUCCAAGUGGUUUACAGUAAUUUGUAUAGGCCUACUAUUCUUUGAAAAAACUUCUUGUAAAAAUGUUAUUCAAAUGUCUGCUGAUUUUGAUAAAGUUUUGUAUGAACAACACAUGAAAAAAGGGAUAGCCCAAAAUGGGCCUUCGUUUGCUUUUGCUAAGCAUUUCCAGGACCACAUGGUGCUUCAGCAAGCACCCAGGAGAGCCAAUAUUUAUGGAUUCUCACCAGACAUUGGACAAAAAGUCAUCAUGCAGCUUGUAACAGUACCUCCUACAAGACCUUACUAUUAUGAAACAACAACAGUCCAAGGUCCAGACGCCAACCUUGGCUAUUGGAACUUUAUGCUUGACCCCUUCCCUUCCAACACAACAGUAAACAUCAACAUACAGGCUGAGGCCGGCUCUUUGAAUUUAAACGAUGUCAUCUUUGGAGAUGUAUGGAUCUGCUCUGGGCAGUCCAACAUGCAGUUCACUGUCAUUCAGAUGGAUGAUGCUGAGGCUGAAUUGGCUGAUGCAGCAAAUUACCCGAACAUUCGCCUCAUGACCGUCAAUAUGAAUGAAUCAACAACUGUCCAGUAUGAUCUCAUACAAAUUGAGGAAAACUGGACUAAACCAAGUAGAGACACUCUUGGCGCCGCUGCCUGGACCUAUUUCUCUGCAGUCUGCUGGCUGUUUGGUAAAAACAUCCACAAACAGAGAGGUGACCCCAUCGGCCUAGUUGCCACAGACUGGGGUGGCACCCCAGUGGAGGCCUGGUCAUCACCUCAGGCCUUGGCAGCCUGUGGGGACUCACCUAAACCAAAGGUUCAACUGCCAGCGUCCUACAGGAGCUACCUAAAUCAGCUGUCCCCUAAAGAAAGACAUAGGCUUGAAGGUCCUGGAGAUAACUCUGUCUUGUGGAAUGCUAUGGUUCAUCCCCUGCUGGGUAUGACCAUAUAUGGUGCUAUCUGGUAUCAAGGUGAGGCUGAUGCUAGUGGGGCCAGGAUGAAUAAUUACAACUGCACGUUCCCAGCAAUGAUAAAUGACUGGAGAGCUAAUUUUAACAAAGCUUCAAAUGGCCAGACAAGCUUGACAUUUCCUUUUGGUUUCGUGCAGCUAUCAGGCAACUCUCCUGACCCCACCAUCUCCGUAGGAUUCCCAGACAUCCGCUGGCACCAGACAGCUGAUGUUGGCUACGUCCCUAAUCAAAAGAUGGUCAACGUCUUCAUGGCUGUGGCUAUGGACUUGCCAGACUUUACAUCCAGCUAUGGAGCUAUCCACCCAAGAGACAAGAAAGAUGUUGGCGCCAGAUUGGCACUCAGUGGCCUAGCUGUUGCCUAUGGUCAGUCUGAGGUCUUCCAAGGACCUUUCCCUGCCAAGGCCUACAUAUCCUCAGUAGGUCUUGUGGUGGACUACGGCAGCAGUUGGUCAUUAAACAUUAAAAACUGGGAGGGAUUUGAGCUCCAGUGUGGCAGCAACUGGGUACCAACCCCUAUCAUCUCCAGCAACCAGACGUCCGUCACCCUGUUCACAGGGACCUGUAAGCCAACUGUCACAGGCCUGCGCUACGCCUGGAGGGAGUCACCUUGUGCUAUGCUACAGUGUGCUAUUUAUGAAAGCGUCAACAAUUUGCCAGCUCCUCCAUUUAUUGCGUUUGCUAAAAAUAGCAACGGAAAGCCUUAUUUUACCUUUGAUGAACCAGCUUAUUUAUGAUAAUUUUCAGAAUAAAUUAUUUUAAUUUUUUAGUUUCUCAGCUUGCUCUAUUUACAUAUCUUGUGAUUAGAUCACUGUGUGUUAUUUUAUUUUACAACUUAAAAUGUUGAAAGUAUUCUUCAAAUUAAACAAUAUGAAUUUGUAAUUUUUUAUUAUUACUAAUUAUGCUUGAUAAACCUCUACCCCAUCCUCUUAUACUUAAAAUUAACCUUUUUGAAUAGCUUAUAAACUGCCUAUUAAAUUUUUAAUCCAAUAAAUUAGCUGAAUGCUUCAACAGGUAUUGCAAACUACACUUUUGGUUGCUUUUUCUAUGGUUGCAAGUAUUAUUUUGGAAUUUUUCUAAUGUUGAAUUCUUUUCAGCAAAAAUAUUUAUACCAUUUUCCUUCAAUCAAACUGUUUUCACUAGAAUAUGUAAUUGUUUUAAUAAUAUAAUCAAUUUUUUAUCAUAAUUGUUUUAAAAUAUGAUCAAUUUUUUAUCAAGUUGUUAAGCCUUAUGUGGCCCUAACAUUAACUGUCACAAGCAAGGUUUAACUCUGUUAAUGACAGACAUUGUUGAAAGUUUAUUGUAUUUUACAUGUUUGGGACAUUCCUUACAUUAAUGUUUGAUAA